GUCAACUUCAACCCACCAUCAACGAAUCAACUCACAAUCGUAGCCCAAAUCCUUUGAUCGUCUUCUUGUUCAGCCCUGCGAAGUGAGAAUUGAGUGGAGUUUCGCGAAUUUAGAUCGCCAGAGCCAUCUACAAUCUAUCGCUAUUCUUUAGCAGCCGAGCUGUGCCUAUCGCGAGCCAUGGCGACCAACGGCAUCGCGGAUGACUCUGCCAAGCUUCAGAUCCUCAAAGAUGCGCUGUACGACGAAAUCAGGCAACAUGGCUCCGAAACACGCCUUUUUGGUCAACAAGACCUGCUCGACCUCAACAUCAUCCCAAAGAACGAUGUGACCCUACUCGUCCGGGUGAUCCAGGCGCUUACCGACGACAAGCUUCUAGUUGGCACAACAAACCACCAUGCCGGGCUCGCAUGGCGAUGGCGCAGCAGGGAGGAGGCCAAGAAGUACACCUCGUUACCCAACGAUGAGACCGUGAUGGUGUACUCCAUCAUCGACGAGGCAGGCGCCGACGGCAUCUGGAACCGGACGAUCAAGAAUAGGCUCAACAUGCACGAGGCGGUGGUCAAGAACUGCAUCAAGUAUCUUGAGCAGAAGGGCUACAUCGCGAGCAUGAAGAAUGUUGAGCAUCCUAACAAGAAAAUGUACAUCAAGGCCACUUUGCGUCCCUCGGAACGUGCGACGGGCGGGCCCUGGUUCACGGAAGGUGAGCUUGACACAGCGUUCAUCUCAGAACUCGAGAGCAUCGUCUUCGAGUAUAUCAAAACGAAGAGCGCCUACCGCGGGUCCCAGCCGCAACCUGGUGGAGCGGCAUCAUCUAGCGGCGGCGCCGCCAAGGCGCCCAGGAAGGGCGCUGUCACCAGCGGGGAGGCCGCCAUCCGCGGCACGAAGCGUGCUGCAACGGAAAUCUCGACCGAUGACACCUCUCCCGCCCCCACUCCGACCACCUCGCGAGGAGGCAGCGCCAAGUCCCGCGCCGUCUUCCUGCCUAUGCCCGCAGGGUACACCCAGUACCCGACCGUAGCUGAAAUCGCCACGUUCAUCCAUGCCACAGGCAUAACUAACAACACGACACUCGCCGAAGCCGACAUCCAGCAGCUCGUAGACGUGCUGACCUACGACGGGCUGAUUGAGCCGGUGAGGGUCGGCCGACGGCGAGGCUACCGCGUAACACGCGCCAUGAGGCAGGAUACAGUUCCGUUCCACAAGCGACAAAAGGAUCGGGAGGCCGGCAUUGGGCUAGAUCAGCCCCUUGUUGUCGGUGCAGAGCCGCUCAGCAAUGGCUUGACGGAGGCACCGUGCGGGCGUUGCCCUGUGUUUGAGCUGUGCGAGGAAGGGGGCCCGGUGAGCCCGAGUAACUGCGUCUACUUCCUGCAGUGGUUGGAUAUGGAAGAUGCGCCAGCAGCGGUGGCACCCAACGUGGCUCUUCCGUCAUGAGCACCGGGUAAGCGGUGUAGCAGGGGGGUGGAAUGGAGCUGGGAACACUGUAUUUUGACUUUGGACGUUAUACCCAUACUAAUGGUUUCACUUAUGGGCUGCGGAGUUGAAGGUAUUUAGUUGUAUUACACCAGUAAACAGGAAGGCAAGCCAGAGAACUUCCAUAGAGCUGCGAUCUGGAACAUUUUGUGAAGUCGGUCGGAAAGUAAUCACAAUAGACAAUGCGAGGAUGAACUUGACAGUGGGCAAGAACGGCAACGGAAUGCUUUUGUUUCAGUUCUCGAGCUAGCAAACAUGUC
Messenger RNA from Chaetomium strumarium, 1730 nucleotides. Its product is annotated as DNA-directed RNA polymerase III-like protein. The record is from RefSeq and is a predicted model, not a curated record. Gene Ontology annotation, biological process: transcription by RNA polymerase III. Lineage: Eukaryota; Fungi; Ascomycota; Sordariomycetes; Sordariales; Chaetomiaceae. Gene Ontology annotation, cellular component: RNA polymerase III complex. The coding region runs from base 178 to 1431 and encodes 417 amino acids. The transcript has 2 exons.